AUGGCUUCAAUGAUCGGCGCCAUGGUGUUGAAUGAAUGUCUUUUGCCUGCAGUCAAGGCAGUAUUUGCAUUCGACUACUGGAAUGAACAAAUUCAGAAAUUUCCAGGUGAAACAGAAAACCUAAGCGUCACAAUAAGUUCAAUUGAAGAUCACAUGAGUAAAAAUCCAAGUGAAAAAGACUCGAUAUUAACUGAAAAGUUAAUCAAAGGGAAGGACCUAGCUGAGAGGUGUGUAAAUGUUCCAUGGUGGAAUGUGGUCUUGAAAAUUUGGCUCUUAAACGACGUAAUGGAUGUACAGAACUACUUGAAAGACCAUUUGCCACCAGGUGAUCAUUCAAGUAGUUCUUAUGCUGCUGCUUCUUCUUCCGGUAGCCGUGAUCAUCCUCAGAUUUCCUUUAGAGAUGACUUGAGCGUUGAUAAAUAUUCCUACGGUAAUGGAAUUGGAAAGACAUCAGAAAAAUUUGAUUUAGAGCUUCUUCUGCAAACUAAGCCAAGUCAGCUCAGUGAUGAGCAUAUGAUUUUUGGGAAAUCGUACCUCUUCCACGCUUCUGGGAAGGUAAUAAAAGAGUCCCUAGUAUUAUUAGACACAGUAGAUAAGGAAAAACCGGAGCAUCAUAAAAAGGAAAUGGAAUUCGUGGAAGUCAUGGAAAAGGUUAGUCGUAUUAGUAACCCAUAUGUGGUUCCAGUUAGAGCCUAUUACUUUUCCAAGAUCGAUGAGCAGCGUCUUGUUAUGUAUGAUUACUACUGGAAGGACAGUGUUCACCACAUGUUGCACGAUAAAGGAAGUAGUUUCUUAGAUUGGGAUGCUCGAGUAAAGAUGGCUACCAGUGUAGCAAAAGGAAUUGCACAUAUACAUGCACAAAAACUUGUUCACGGAAACAUCAAAUCCGCAAAUAUCUUCCUCAACGACCAAGACGAGGGUUGCAUUUCUGACCUCGGCCAAAGCAAAUUAUUUCCAACGGUGCCUCAAUUUGAUCGCAAUGCACAUAAACACCUGGACCCUGAAGUGGAUGACUUCACACAGAUUACCCCAAAAUCAGAUAUAUACAGCUACGGAACUCUUCUCUUGGAACUUUUAUUUGGAGAAAUCGAUGUUUCAUUACCUAAAACUAAAGGAGCUGACAGUAUUAAAGAUCAUAAUUUAGCAUUGCUAUUUAGGAAUAACCAAGUACAGUGGAAAAACAUGCGUAAAAUAGCAAAAAAAUGUACUAAGGAAGCUCGGGAAAGGAAGAUAGAUAUAAACAAGGUGCUGAGAAGGUUGGGGUCGUUGGACUCGUUGAAGGAACUAACAAAUUGA
Messenger RNA from Papaver somniferum (opium poppy), 1296 nucleotides. Its product is annotated as probable inactive receptor kinase At5g58300. The record is from RefSeq and is a predicted model, not a curated record. The coding region runs from base 1 to 1296 and encodes 431 amino acids. The transcript has 2 exons. Gene Ontology annotation, molecular function: protein kinase activity; ATP binding. Gene Ontology annotation, biological process: protein phosphorylation. Lineage: Eukaryota; Viridiplantae; Streptophyta; Magnoliopsida; Ranunculales; Papaveraceae.